AUACCUUAAACUGAGCUAUGAUUAAAAAUAGAUUCACAAGUGCUACAGGACAUUUUGCUGCCGUGUGCGGAUCUAACUAAUGUAGAAAUUAUAAAAAAUAAUAAAAUUAGCCCUUCAAUAUGGCUGAAGCCGAAGGGGGUUCCGAACAAGAUGAUGUUUCAUUCUUGCGAACCGAAGAUAUGGUAUGUCUUUCAUGUACUGCGACUGGAGAACGUGUCUGUUUAGCAGCUGAAGGAUUUGGUAACAGACAUUGUUUUUUGGAAAACAUAGCAGACAAGAAUAUACCACCAGAUCUUUCACAAUGUGUAUUUGUAAUCGAACAAGCUUUAUCAGUUCGUGCUUUGCAAGAAUUAGUUACUGCUGCUGGAAACGAAACUGGACAGGAAAAUUUAGGCAAAGGAACUGGAUCAGGACACAGGACUUUAUUGUAUGGAAAUGCUAUUCUUCUAAGGCAUCAGAACAGUGAUAUGUAUUUAGCAUGUUUGUCAACGAGCUCCAGUAACGACAAAUUAGCCUUCGAUGUUGGUUUACAAGAUCACAGCCAUGGAGAGGCUUGUUGGUGGACAGUACAUCCUGCUAGCAAGCAGAGAUCUGAAGGUGAAAAAGUGAGAGUGGGAGACGAUCUGAUUCUGGUUUCAGUGGCUACUGAAAGAUAUUUACACACAACUAAAGAGAAUGAAAUAUCAAUUGUUAACGCAAGUUUCCACGUCACCCAUUGGUCUGUUCAGCCGUAUGGCACAGGAAUAUCCAGGAUGAAAUACGUAGGUUAUGUCUUCGGAGGUGAUGUACUAAGAUUUUUCCAUGGAGGUGACGAAUGCCUCACUAUACCAUCUACUUGGGAUAUGGAACCAGGACAUAAUAUUGUAGUGUAUGAAGGAGGAAGUGUGAUGUCCCAAGCUAGGUCCCUUUGGAGAUUAGAGUUAGCUCGUACAAAAUGGGCUGGUGGUUUUAUAAAUUGGUACCAUCCUAUGAGGAUUCGACAUAUCACAACUGGGAGAUACUUGGCUGUGAAUGAAAACAAUGAAUUGUAUCUUGUCAGUAGAGAUGAAGCAAACACUGCUACAACGGCAUUUUGUUUACGACAAGAGAAAGAUGAUCAAAAAGUUGUUCUAGAAGAUAAGGAUUUAGAGGUUAUUGGUGCACCAAUCAUUAAAUAUGGAGAUUCAACGGUUAUAGUUCAACACUCCGAGUCUGGACUCUGGUUGUCAUACAAGGCAUAUGAAACAAAGAAGAAAGGUGUUGGUAAGGUGGAAGAAAAGCAAGCAGUGCUACAUGAAGAGGGAAAAAUGGAUGACGGCCUUGAUUUUAGUAGAAGUCAAGAGGAGGAAUCACGAACUGCCAGAGUAAUUCGUAAAUGCAGUUCACUUUUCACACAAUUUAUUAAUGGUCUAGAACAACUUCAAAUGAAUCGAAGACAUUCGAUGUUCUUCCAAGUGGUUAAUUUGAAUGAAAUGGUAAUGUGUCUUGAAGACUUGAUCAACUACUUUGCACAACCUGAAGAUGACAUGGAACACGAAGAAAAACAAAAUAAACUUCGUGCUUUGAGGAAUCGACAGGACUUGUUUCAAGAAGAGGGUAUUCUUAAUCUUAUUUUAGAAGCAAUCGACAAAAUCAAUGUAAUUACUUCACAAGGAUUUUUGGCAGCACUUGCUGGGGAUCAGAGCUGGGAAAUGAUUGGAGGGUAUCUCUAUCAGUUAUUAGCCGCCAUCAUCAAAGGCAACCAUACAAACUGUGCCCAAUUUGCUAAUUCAAAUCGUUUGAACUGGUUAUUUUCGAGAUUGGGAUCUCAAGCCUCCAGUGAAGGUACCGGAAUGUUAGAUGUAUUGCACUGUGUACUGAUAGAUUCACCAGAAGCUUUGAAUAUGAUGAGAGAUGAGCAUAUAAAAGUUAUCAUUUCCUUGUUAGAGAAGCAUGGAAGGGAUCCCAAGGUGCUGGAUGUCUUAUGCUCACUUUGUGUUGGUAAUGGGGUAGCUGUACGAAGUUCUCAAAACAAUAUUUGUGAUUUUUUGUUACCUGGUAAAAAUUUACUUCUGCAAACUCAGCUGGUUGAUCAUGUAGCAAGUGUUCGGCCAAAUAUAUUUGUAGGAAGAGUAGAUGGUAGUGCUAUUUACCAAAAGUGGUAUUUUGAGGUAACGGUAGACCAUCUGGAGCAAAGUACACAUAUGGUGCCACAUUUGAGAAUAGGUUGGGCCAACUCUAAAGGUUAUGUGCCGUACCCUGGAGGUGGUGAAAAGUGGGGUGGAAAUGGAGUUGGUGAUGACUUAUACUCUUAUGGAUUUGAUGGUGCAUACUUUUGGACAGGUGGUAGAAGUACUAGAGUUGUAUUCAGCAAUACAGAACCCUUCAUAAGAAAAUCUGAUGUGAUUGGCUGUGCCUUAGACUUGACUAUUCCAAUAAUUAACUUCACUUUUAAUGGAGUCCCAAUCAAGGGAAGCUUCCGAAACUUCAAUUUAGAUGGCAUGUUUUUUCCUGUAAUCAGCUGUUCUUCCAAAUUGAGUAUCAAAAAAUUGAAAUAUCUUCCACCAGAAGACUUUUCUCCUCUUGUAGAGAGUCUUCUUCCUCAGCAAGUUCUCAUGUUGGAACCUUGUUUCUACUUCGGCAAUAUGGCAAAAAAUGUCAUUGCUGGUCCACUAUUUGUAGAAGACGACACAGCUUUUGUACCGAACCCAGUAGAUACUUCCAUGGUUACAUUGGCUGGUUACAUCGAAUCCAUAAGAGAUAAACUAGCAGAGAAUAUUCACGAAAUGUGGGCUAUGAACAAAAUUGAGGCCGGAUGGCAGUGGGGAGAAUUCAGAGAUGAUGUGAGACAUAUUCAUCCAUGCCUGGUACCUUUCGACAAGCUGCCUGCGGCUGAAAAAAGAUAUGAUUCACAGCUCGCAGUUCAAACACUGAAGACAAUCAUCGCUUUGGGAUAUUAUAUUACCAUGGAUAAACCACCAUCCAGAAUAAAAACUAUUCGUUUGCCAAAUGAACCUUUCAUGCAACCCAAUGGCUACAAACCAGCUCCUCUUGAUUUGGGGGCUAUAAGUUUGACAGCUAAACUUGAAGAAUUGGUCGACCAACUAGCUGAAAAUACUCAUAAUCUCUGGGCCAAGGAAAGAAUUCAACAGGGUUGGACCUAUGGUCUCAAUGAAGAUCCUGAUAUGUUUCGAAGCCCCCACUUAGUUCCUUAUGGUAAAGUUGAUGAUGCAAUCAAAAAGGCUAAUAGAGAUACAGCUUCAGAAACAGUAAGAACUUUACUAGUUUAUGGAUAUAACCUAGAUCCUCCUACAGGAGAGCAACAAGAAACACUUCUAGCUGAAGCAAGCAGGUCUAGGCAUUCAGAGUUUAGGACUUAUAGAGCCGAGAAAAACUACGCUGUUAGCGAUGGCAAAUGGUACUUUGAGUUUGAAAUUUUGACAGCUGGACCAAUGAGAGUUGGAUGGGCCAAGGCAGAUUGUGCUGCUGGAUGUAUGCUUGGUUCGGAUGAGAACACUUGGGCAUUUGAUGGAUAUAAUGAAGAGAAAGUUUACAGCAAUUCUGCUGAAUCAUUUGGUAAACAGUGGCAAGUAGGCGAUGUAGUUGGGGUUUUUCUUGACCUUAUCGAUCAUACCAUAAGUUUUUCACUGAAUGGCGAAUUACUUAUGGAUGCUCUUGGUGGAGAAACAACUUUUGCUGAUGUACAAGGAGAUAACUUCGUACCUGCAUUCACAUUGGGUGUUGGUCAAAAAGCUAAAUUAAUUUUUGGACAAGAUGUAACACAGUUGAAGUAUUUCACUAUGUGCGGUUUGCAAGAAGGCUAUGAACCAUUCUGUGUUAAUAUGAAACGGGCAGUUACUUAUUGGUACACAAAAGAUCAGCCAAUCUUUGAAAAUACGGACGAUAUACCAGAUUCCAAAAUAGAUGUUACUAGAAUUCUACCUGGUUCUGAUUCGCCACCUUGCUUGAAAAUUAGCCAUAAUACAUUCGAAACAAUGGAAAAGGCAAACUGGGAGUUUUUGAGGUUGAGUUUACCAGUUAUUUGUCAUUCUCAGUUCAUCACAGAAGAAGAAAAAAUGCGUAGAUGGAAUGAAAUAAAAAUUAGGCAACACAGAUUGAAAGUUGAGGCAGACCAGCAAGGUCCACCUGCCCACAUAGAGAAUAUCAUGAGAAGUGGUUUUUCUAUGAGCGAUAUCAAAGGCCUUCACCGUAACUAUUCUGAGGAUGCAGUCGAGUCAGACGAAAUUGUGAAACAACAAUCCAGUAAGUCUACAAGGAAUGUGCCAGCUAGGCCUCCUAGAAAAGGAUCAUUAUCAAGAAAUAUGAACGGCUACGAUGAAAACACACUUGGUGUGAAUAUUGGCAGAGGUGUUCACCGCUCCAGCAGUGAAUUAGAUAUGAACAGGUAUCAUGACAUUGCUCCAUCAAAUCAGGAAAAGUUGGAUGAUAAGAAAAAGAGAGGGAGGUCGCCUUUCAGAUUUUUUUCGAAGAAAAACCGUGAAAAUACCAGCGGCGACAGAAUAAGAAAUAAGAAAACUAAGACUCCUGAACCAGUUCCGAGAAUGACAGGUAUGAGUCCUCAAGCAAGGUCUGUAGGCUUAUCAACUACCAUGUUGCAAAGACAACCUACAGUUAAACAGUCUCAGAAUGAUCUACAACCACAGUCGGUACCCGAUCGUCAACAAAAACAGUUGACGAUUACUCACCCUUCUGGUAUUGAGGCAGUUGGUAAUGAAAUUUAUGAUGCAGAGUGUCUUAAACUCAUCAACGAAUACUUCUAUGGUGUUCGUAUCUUUCCUGGCCAGGACCCAGCACACACUUACGUUGGUUGGGUGACUACACAGUACCAUCUUCACAGCAAAGAUUUCAAUCAAAAUCAAGUACUCAAAACUUCAGUGGUGAUUGUUGAUGACUUCGACAGAGUUAUUGACUGUAUCGACAGACAAUCUUGUUAUAUGGUUAGAUCAGAUGAAUUAUAUAAUCAGGUAACUCAGGAUGCAUCAGGAAAGGGAGCAUCACAAGGAAUGUUUAUAGGUUGUUUCUUGGAUGCUGCUACAGGAAUUAUAACAUUCACAUGUGAUGGUAAACAGACGUCACAUAAGUUCAAGAUGGAGCCUGAAACAAAACUAUUUCCGGCAAUAUUUGUUGAAGCAACAAGUAAGGAGGUCCUACAAUUUGAAUUGGGCAGAACUUCAACAAGUCUGCCAUUAUCUGCUGCUGUUCUACAAAACAGUGCCAGACAUGUUAUUCCUCAGUUUCCUCCAAGGUUGAAAGUCCAAUGUUUAAAACCACACCAGUGGGCAAGGGUUCCCAAUCAGAGUCUUCAAGUGCAUGCUUUGAAGUUAUCUGAUAUCCGAGGUUGGUCUAUGUUAUGCGAGGACCCGAUUUCAAUGCUUGCUCUCCACAUUCCAGAAGAAGAUCGUUGCAUCGAUAUAUUGGAACUAAUUGAAAUGGAUAAAUUGUUGAGCUUUCACGCGCACACUUUAACUUUAUAUGCUGCUCUAUGUUACCAGAGCAAUUACAAAGCAGCCCAUGUACUCUGUAAACAUGUUGACCAGAAGCAACUGCUUUAUGCUAUCAAGUCUGAGUAUAUGAGUGGUCCCCUACGUCAAGGCUUCUAUGAUUUACUGAUUGCUGUCCAUUUGGAAUCCACGGCAACUACAAUGGAAGUAUGCAAGAAUGAGUAUGUUAUACCCAUUGGCCAGGAGCUGAAAGAUAUGUAUGAGGAUCCUGAAAUGGGACAUAGUUUGAGAAGACUCAAAAUGGAGUCUAUACAACCCCAGAUGAAGAUGUCGGAUAUAACGGAAAACAUUGAAAACAUAAAAAAACUCUAUUCACCUCAUUUUCCUCUUGACAUUGUAAGGGAUUAUGUAAUGAUGGCUUUGGCAGAAUCUGUAGAGACUAACCAAGUACAUAACAGAGAUCCAAUUGGUGGAUCCAAUGAAAAUCUUUUUUUACCUCUUCUAAAACUCGUUGAUCGUUUAUUGUUGGUUGGCAUGCUUACAGACGAGGAUGUUGAAAAACUACUUAUAAUGAUUUGCCCUGAAACUUGGGACGUUUUAUUCCAAAAAGACGGCAAAGAUGAACACCGAAAAGGUCUCCUUUCAAUGAAAAUGGCUGAAGGAGCCAAGUUACAAAUGUGUUAUCUUUUACACCAUCUGUGUGACAUCCAAUUGAGACACAGAGUCGAGUCGAUUAUAGCUUUCAGUCAUGAUUUCGUGAGCGAAUUGCAAACAGAUCAGUUGAGACGUUACAUUGAGAUUAAGCAAUCCGACUUGCCUUCUGCGGUAGCAGCUAAAAAGACUAGGGAAUUCAGGUGUCCUCCAAGGGAACAAAUGAAUGCCAUUUUGUGUUUCAAAAACUUAGAGGAAGAAGACAAGGACAACUGUCCAUUAGGUGAAGAUCUUUGUGAGAGAAUGAAUAAUUUUCAUGACAAGCUCAUGAAACAUGUCUCGUUACAAGCUUUGUUAGCACCCCAAGUAGAAGAAAAUCCUGAUGACUUGGUAAAACCUGGACCAAUUAAAAAAUUAUACAACUUGAUAAAUGCUGUGAAAGAGUUAGAAGAAGAGCCCAAAGAAGACCCAGGUCCUGAAAAGAAAACCCCAGAGGAGAACUUCAGGAAAGUUUUGAUUAGUACUAUAGUUAGAUGGGCUGAAGAAACACAAAUCGAGACACCUAAACUGGUUCAAGAAAUGUUUAGUUUGUUGGUGAGACAGUAUGAUUCGGUUGGCGAGCUGAUCAGAGCAUUAGAAAAAACUUACAUCAUCAAUAUCAAGACAAAAGAAGAUGUUGCUGAAAUGUGGGUGGGUUUGAGUCAAAUAAGAGCCUUACUGCCAGUACAAAUGUCUCAGGAAGAAGAAGAAUUAAUGAGAGAAAGACUAUGGAAACUUGUUAACAAUCAUACAUUUUUCCAGCACCCUGAUCUUAUAAGAGUUUUACGUAUCCACGAAAAUGUAAUGGCAGUGAUGAUUAACACUUUGGGAAGACGAUCUCAGGCUCAAUCUGAUGCAAGUACUCAACAGCAAGCCACUGAAGGAGAGGUUGUUAUCAAGGAAAAGGAUACAUCUCAUGAAAUGGUUGUAGCUUGUUGUCGUUUUCUUUGCUAUUUCUGUAGGACUGGCAGACAGAAUCAGAAGGCCAUGUUCGAACAUUUUGACUUUUUACUAGACAAUAGCAAUAUCCUUCUGUCUAGACCUAGCUUGAGAGGGUCAACUCCAUUGGACGUUUCAUACUCGUCUCUCAUGGAGAAUACAGAACUAGCAUUGGCUCUUCGCGAGCAUUAUCUAGAGAAAAUCGCUAUUUACUUGUCUAGGUGUGGUUUACAAUCAAAUUCAGAACUAGUUGAAAAAGGUUACCCGGAUCUUGGAUGGGAUCCAGUUGAAGGAGAAAGAUACUUAGAUUUUCUCAGGUUCUGCGUAUGGGUAAACGGGGAAAGUGUAGAGGAAAAUGCUAAUUUAGUUAUCAGACUUUUGAUUAGACGACCAGAAUGCUUGGGUCCUGCCUUGAGGGGUGAAGGCGAAGGUCUUUUGAAGGCAAUAGUAGAUGCUAAUAAGAUGUCUGAAAGGAUAGCUGAUAGGAGAAAAAUGAUGGAUGAAGCGGAAGGAACCGUUGUUAACUGUGCUCAAUUUACACACCCAUUGCCUGAAAGCGAUGAUGAUGAAGAUUACAUUGAUACAGGAGCUGCAAUCCUUAAUUUUUAUUGUACCUUGGUGGAUCUGCUUGGUAGGUGUGCUCCCGAUUCUUCAGUUAUAGCUCUGGGCAAAAAUGAAUCCUUGAGAGCAAGGGCCAUAUUGAGGUCUUUGGUGCCACUAGAGGAUCUUCAAGGUGUACUGAGUUUAAGAUUUAGCCUUCAUAACCCUGCAGCUGGGGAAGAACGGCCAAAGUCGGACAUGCCAUCUGGCUUAAUACCUGGUCAUAAACAGUCAGUAGUUUUGUUUUUGGAGAGAGUAUAUGGAAUUGAAACUCAAGAGUUGUUCUUUCGGUUAUUGGAGGAAGCUUUUCUUCCCGAUUUGAGAUGUGCUACUAUGCUUGAUAGGAAUGAUGGUAGUGAAUCUGAUAUGGCUCUGAGUAUGAAUCGUUAUAUAGGAAACUCCAUUCUUCCACUGCUCAUUCAACAUAGCAAAUUUUAUAGUGAGGCUGAAAACUAUGCUUCACUAUUGGAUGCAACAUUGCACACAGUUUACCGACUAUCAAAGAAUCGUAUGCUCACUAAAGGACAAAGAGAAGCGGUAUCAGAUUUUUUGGUAGCUUUAACUAGUGCCAUACAACCAUCUAUGCUUCUAAAACUUCUCAGAAAGCUAACCGUUGAUGUUUCCAAUUUAUCUGAAUAUACAACAGUUGCUCUUCGAUUAUUAACUUUGCAUUAUGACAGAUGUGCUAAAUAUUACGGUACCACUAGUGGGCAGGGAAUAUAUGGAUCAUCUAGCGAUGAAGAAAAAAGGUUAACUAUGAUGUUGUUUUCGAAUAUCUUCGAUUCCUUAAGCAAAAUGGAUUACGAACCAGAACUUUUUGGAAAAGCUCUGCCUUGUUUGACAGCAAUUGGAUGUGCUUUACCACCAGACUACUCUCUUUCAAAGAAUUAUGAUGAUGAAUGGUACACCAGUAAAUCUGCAAAGACUGGUCCUGAUGGUCCUUACAACCCUCAACCGAUCAAUACGUCAUCAGUUGUUCUGAACAAUGAUUUGAAUAAUAUAGUUCAGCAGUUUUCUGAACACUAUCACGAUGCUUGGGGUUCUAGGAAAUUGGAGAAUGGUUGGCAGUAUGGAGAGACAUAUUCGGGUUGGGAUGGAAACAAGACCCACCCUAGAUUGAAACCCUAUGCAAUGUUGAAUGAUUAUGAAAAAGAAAGAUAUAAAGAACCGGUGAGAGAAUCCCUGAAAGCUCUUUUAGCCAUAGGCUGGUCUGUUGAGCAUACUGAGGUAGAUUUACCAUCAAACAGUAGAAAUUCAGGUAUGAGGCAAUCUGGGGAACAUAGCUCAGCUUUUAAUUACAACCCCCAUCCUGUGGACAUGACGAACCUCACAUUAUCAAGAGAAAUGCAGAACAUGGCUGAAAGAUUGGCAGAGAAUGCUCAUGAUAUUUGGGCAAGAAAGAAAAAGGAAGAAUUGAAUACUUGUGGAGGCGGAAUACAUCCUCAGCUGGUUCCUUAUGACUUAUUGACCGAUAAAGAGAAGAAAAAAGAUAGAGAAAGAUCACAAGAAUUCUUAAAGUAUCUUCAGUAUCAAGGUUACAAGUUGCACAGGCCUAACCGUGGUGGUCAAUUAGAGACAGAGCAGUCAACUGCUGGUCCAUCAGUGGAACUUCGUUUCGCAUACAGCUUACUGGAAAAACUUAUUCAGUAUUUGGAUAGAGCAACAAUUAAUAUGAAACUCUUGAAACCCUCUCAAACAUUUAGCAGAAGGAGUUCUUAUAAAACAUCAUCACGUGACAUAAAAUUUUUCUCAAAGGUCGUUCUUCCUCUGAUGGAAAAGUAUUUCUCCACUCACAGGAACUAUUUUAUAGCCAUAGCCACAGCUACAAACAAUGUUGGAGCCGCGAGCUUGAAAGAAAAAGAAAUGGUGGCUGCCUUAUUCUGCAAACUAGCAAACCUCUUAAGAUCUCGAUUAGCUGCCUUUGGAGCUGACGUCAGGAUUACAGUCAGAUGUUUGCAGGUUUUAGUAAAAGGAAUUGAUGCCAAGUCUUUAGUGAAAAAUUGCCCAGAGUUCAUCAGAACUUCAAUGUUGACAUUUUUCAAUAAUACCGCCGAUGAUUUAGGUCAUACAAUUAUCAAUUUACAGGAGGGAAAAUACAGUCAUCUGAGAGGCACUCAUCUAAAAACUUCAACAUCGUUAUUCUACGUAAAUGCAGUUAUUUUACCAGUUUUGACUUCCCUUUUUGAUCACUUAGCAAAUUGUGAAUAUGGGAGUGAUCUUUUAUUGGACGAAAUUCAGGUGGCAUCAUACAAAAUCUUACAGUCUUUGUACACUCUGGGAACUGAUCCUACGUUAUCACACGAUAGAAAAUAUUUGAAAACUGAAAUGGAGAAGUAUAAACCAGCUCUGGGGUCUUGUAUGGGAGCUUUUAGUUCCACUUUUCCAGUUGCCUUCUUGGAACCACAUUUAAAUAAGCAUAAUCAGUUCUCCCUGCUGAACAGAAUUGCUGAUCACUCAUUAGAAGCUCAAGACAUAAUGGCAAGGAUGGAAAAUUCUAUGCCAACUCUUGAAGCAAUACUUUCUGAAGUAGAUCAGUUUGUAGAAAGUGAGAAAACGUAUGCGGAUGCUCCCCAAAUUAUCGAUGUUAUCAUGCCUAUGUUAUGUUCAUAUCUUCCAUUUUGGUGGUCACAAGGUCCCGACAAUGUCAGUCCUACUGGAGGAACUCAUGUUUCAAUGGUGACAGCUGAACAUAUGAAUCAGUUGCUUAAGAAUGUUCUCAAACUCAUCAAAAAGAACAUUGGCAAUGAUAGUUCUCCAUGGAUGACAAGAAUAGCAGCCUAUACUCAGCAAAUAAUUAUAAACAGUAGCGAAGAAUUACUAAAAGAUCCCUUCCUUCCAUUAGCAGAGAGAGUGAAAAAAAGAACUGAAAUUAUGUUUCACAAAGAAGAAAGUUUGAGAGGGUUCAUAAAAAGUUCUUCCGAUGACACAUCACAAAUCGAAACUCAAAUUCAAGAGGAUUGGCAUCUCUUAGUGAGAGAUAUAUAUUCAUUCUAUCCUCUUCUUAUUAAAUAUGUUGACUUACAAAGAAACCAUUGGAUGAGGCACAAUGUUGCAGAAGCUGAAGAUUUGUACAAUCAUGUGGCCGAAAUUUUCAACAUUUGGUCGAAAUCCCAAUACUUCCUCAGGGAAGAGCAGAAUUUCAUUGCCGCAAAUGAAAUAGAUAAUAUGAUUUUAAUAAUGCCAACAGCAACACGCAGGUCAGUGGUUCCUGAUGGCAGUCAACCAACAGUUGGAAAGAAAAAAAAGAAGCAUCGUGACAAAAAAAGGAAUAAAGAUAAAGAAAUUCAAGCUUCACUGAUGGUAGCCUGUUUGAAACGCUUGCUUCCUGUUGGUCUAAAUCUUUUUGCAGGACGAGAGCAAGAACUGGUCCAACAUUGCAAAGAUCGAUUUCUUAAGAAAAUGAACGAACAAGAUAUUAUUGUUUUUGCGAAAACCCAACUCACCUUGCCAGAUAAAAUUGACCCCGCUGAUGAAAUGUCCUGGCAGCACUAUCUUUAUAGUCAGUUGGGUAGUAAGAAAAGUGUUUCAGUUACUGCAACAGAUAACAACGGCAAGAACCAACUGGAAGAAACUGUAGAUAGGAUUGUUGCUAUGAGUAAAGUAUUGUACGGGCUUCAUAUGAUCGAUCAUCCACAACAGCAGCAGAAAGGUGUUUACAGAAGUGUUGUUUCAACUCAAAGGAAGCGUGCGGUACUUUCUUGCUUCCGACAAGCUUCUUUGCACAGUUUGCCAAGACAUCGUGCAAUUAAUAUCUUCAUUCGCACAUACCGUGAUUUUUGGCUUCAAGAUGAGAACGUAGGACAAGAAGUAAUGAUAGAAGACCUCACGCAAAGUUUUGAAGAUUCUGAACUGACAAAAAAAGAUGCAGAGGAGGAGGAAGGGAAGCCUGAUCCUUUAACACAAUUAGUUACAACUUUCUGCCGAGGAGCUAUGACCGAGAGGUCAGGAGCUUUACAGGAGGAUCCACUUUAUAUGAGCUAUGCUGAAAUCAUUGCAAAAUCAUGUGGAGAAGAAGAAGAAGAUGGUGAAGAAGAAGAGGGUGGCGGAGAGGGCGAAGAAGGCGCUUCUUCUAUUCAUGAACAAGAAAUGGAAAAACAGAAGCUUCUUUUCAACCAAGCCCGACUUGCUAACAGAGGAGUGGCAGAGAUGGUUCUUCUUCACAUAUCUGCAUGCAAAGGCGUUCCUUCAGAGAUGGUAAUGAAAACAUUACAGUUGGGUAUUUCUGUUCUGCGAGGCGGUAAUUUUGAGAUACAGAUGGGAAUGUUAAACCAUCUGAAGGAAAAGAAAGAUGUAGGAUUUUUCACCAGUAUUGCAGGUCUCAUGAAUAGCUGUGGAGUUUUAGAUUUGGAUGCAUUUGAGAGGAACACAAAAGCUGAAGGCCUUGGUGUUGGUUCUGAAGGAGCUGCUGGUGAGAAGAAUAUGCAUGACGCAGAAUUUACUUGUGCUUUGUUUAGGUUCAUUCAAUUGACCUGUGAAGGCCACAACUUAGAAUGGCAAAAUUAUUUGAGAACUCAAGCCGGAAACACGACUACAGUAAAUGUGGUAAUAUGCACUGUAGAUUACCUGUUGAGACUUCAAGAGUCCAUCAUGGACUUUUACUGGCAUUACUCCAGCAAAGAACUGAUAGAUCCAGCUGGUAAAGCCAAUUUUUUCAAAGCAAUAGAGGUCGCCAGUCAGGUAUUCAAUACACUCACAGAAGUUAUUCAGGGACCGUGUACUCUCAACCAGCAAGCAUUAGCCCAUUCCAGAUUGUGGGAUGCGGUAGGAGGUUUCCUUUUUUUGUUCUCUCACAUGCAAGAAAAACUUUCCAAACAUUCUAGCCAAGUGGAUUUGCUCAAAGAAUUGCUGAAUUUGCAAAAAGACAUGAUUACUAUGAUGCUCUCAAUGCUGGAGGGUAAUGUAGUCAAUGGUACUAUUGGUAAACAAAUGGUUGACACUUUGGUUGAGAGUGCUAGCAAUGUUGAACUAAUCUUGAAGUACUUUGACAUGUUUUUGAAAUUGAAAGAUCUUACUUCUUCGGCAUCUUUCCAAGAAAUUGAUUUAAAUAGUGAUGGAUGGGUGUAUCCAAAAGAUUUUAAGGACAAAAUGGAACAGCAAAAGAGUUACACUCCAGAAGAAAUAGAAUUUUUGUUGGCCUGUUGUGAAACUAACCAUGAUGGUAAAUUGGAUUACAUUGGCUUCAUUGAUAGAUUCCAUGAGCCAGCUAAAGAAAUUGGUUUCAACUUGGCGGUACUCCUUACAAAUUUGUCAGAGCAUAUGCCAAAUGAACCAAGACUUGCUAGGUUUUUGGAAACUGCUGGUUCUGUUCUCAACUAUUUUGAACCAUUUUUGGGGCGUAUAGAAAUUUUGGGUGGUAGCAAACGGAUUGAAAGAGUUUACUUUGAAAUAAAAGAAUCCAACAUUGAACAAUGGGAAAAACCACAAAUUAAGGAAUCAAAACGAGCAUUCUUCUACUCUAUUGUGACUGAAGGAGGUGACAAGGAGAAAUUGGAGGCUUUCAUCAAUUUCUGUGAAGAUGCCAUCUUUGAAAUGCAGCAUGCAAGUGGAUUGAUGGCUGUUGAAGAGUCUGGUGGUGGUGGACCAACAAGAGCAACUAGUUACAGUUACAUGACUGAUGAAGAAGAAGAUCGAGCUUCCAAAAACCAAUUCCAGAGAAUAUACAAAUCGAUAAAAGGUGGAAUAUAUUAUGGGUUAUCUUGUUUGAGCCCUUCUAAUAUCAAACACAAGAUAUCAGAGAUGCAGCAGAUGACUUUUACGGAGUUGUUUGUUGGCUUCUUCAAACUGAUUUUCUUUGCAUUCUACUAUUCAGGCUUCGGCAUGGUUAUUGUGGUAAGGUAUAUUUUGGGUAUUCUUAUGUCAUUGAUGAGAGGUCCAGUAAUUGAGGAACCAGUCAUACAAGUCGUUCAAGAAGAGAAAGUGGGUCCCAUGAGGGUACUGCCUUCAUUACCAUCGACAGAGGAACAGAAUACUCAGAUGCAAGCAUUUGGUCUUGAUAUUACUAAAGAGGAUAAUGGGCAGUACAAAAUGGCAGCACAUGAGUCACCACAAGGAAGUCAACCAUCAUCUGGUGAUGGUGAAACCACUCCUGAAGAAACUGGGGAGCAUGCUGAUGCUGAAACCCCUGAACAACCAUUAUCUUUGUCUGAUUUGCUUGGGGGAGAACAAGCCAAGAGAGCUCAGCAAGAGAAAGUGGAAGCUCAAGCAGCUCAGCAAGCCGCGAUGCAGGCCAUUGAAUCUGAAAGCAAACAGGUUCACACUACAGAGCCGUCUGCUGUUUCUCAAAUCAAUUUUGCUGCAUAUGGUCACAGAGCUGUUUCAUUCCUUGCAAGAAACUUUUACAAUCUAAAAUAUGUAGCAUUGGUGUUGGCAUUCUGUAUAAACUUCAUGUUGCUCUUCUACAAGGUUUCUAGUUUAAAUGAAGAUAUAGGUGGGAGCGGCAGUAAAGGAAUCCCAGAUAUACUCGAAGGUUCAGGGGCUGAUGAUGGAAGUGGGUCGGGUUCAGGAGAUUCUGGCGAAGAAGACGAUUCACCGGAACUUGUACAUGUUGAUGAAGAUUUCUAUUAUAUGGCACACGUUAUGAGAUUAGCUGCGAUGUUGCAUUCUAUAGUGUCAUUGGCAAUGCUCAUAGCCUAUUAUCACUUGAAGGUGCCUUUAGCUAUAUUCAAGAGAGAGAAAGAAAUUGCUAGAAGGUUGGAGUUUGAAGGCUUAUAUAUUGCUGAACAGCCUGAGGAUGAUGAUUUGAAAUCGCACUGGGAUAAAUUAGUUAUUUCGGCAAAGUCCUUCCCGGUCAAUUACUGGGACAAGUUCGUUAAGAAAAAAGUCAGGCAGAAGUAUAGUGAAACAUAUGAUUUUGAAUCAAUUAGUAAUCUUCUGGGAAUGGAAAAGACAUCUUUCCAACAGCAAGAUUCUGAAGAAAAAAAGAGUAUAAUUUCAUUGAUCAUCAAUAUCGACUGGCGUUACCAAAUCUGGAAAUCUGGAGUAACGAUAACAGAUAACUCUUUUCUGUACUCUCUGUGGUACUUCACUUUCUCAAUUCUAGGCAACUUCAACAAUUUCUUUUUUGCUGCUCAUCUCCUUGACGUUGCUGUUGGUUUUAAAACUCUGCGUACCAUCUUACAAUCCGUAACCCACAAUGGAAAACAGCUGGUUCUCACUGUGAUGCUCUUAACGAUCAUUGUGUAUAUCUACACAGUAAUCGCUUUUAACUUCUUCAGGAAAUUUUAUGUACAAGAAGAGGACGAAGCUGUUGACCGAAAGUGUCAUGAUAUGUUAACGUGCUUCGUGUUCCAUCUCUAUAAAGGUGUCAGGGCUGGCGGUGGUAUAGGUGAUGAAAUUGAACCGCCAGAUGGCGAUGAUUAUGAAGUGUAUCGAAUUAUGUUUGACAUAACAUUCUUCUUCUUUGUAAUUGUUAUAUUACUGGCUAUAAUCCAAGGUUUGAUCAUUGACGCUUUUGGUGAGCUUCGUGACCAGCUGGAGAGCGUAAAAGAAGAUAUGGAGUCCAACUGUUUUAUUUGUGGUAUAGGAAAAGACUACUUUGAUAAA
Molecule: messenger RNA, 15191 nt
Organism: Leptinotarsa decemlineata (Colorado potato beetle)
Lineage: Eukaryota; Metazoa; Arthropoda; Insecta; Coleoptera; Chrysomelidae
Gene: RyR
Product: Ryanodine receptor
Biological process (GO): striated muscle contraction; intracellular calcium ion homeostasis; release of sequestered calcium ion into cytosol by sarcoplasmic reticulum
Cellular component (GO): sarcolemma; calcium channel complex; sarcoplasmic reticulum membrane
Molecular function (GO): protein binding; ryanodine-sensitive calcium-release channel activity
Source: RefSeq, a predicted model, not a curated record